AUGCCGGUCCAGGCAGAAGGAGUUUUUAUGAAAAAAGUAUUCAGUGUAAUUCUAUUAUUGGCAUUACUGCCGAUUCUGGUUUCCUGCAAUAGAGGUACGCAAGGCAGAAAAUUUGCGGCCAGCUUCAUGACGUUGAAUAACCCGUUCUGGGUCGCAGAGGUGGCAACGCUGAAAGAACUGGCCAGAGAGAACGGGGAUCGAAUUACCGUUUAUGAUGCUCAACUGGAUCAGACCAGACAGAUAUCGCAAAUUGAGGACGCGAUACAGUCUGGAAUCGAUCUGAUAUUUAUCAGUCCGUAUGACAUGAAAGGGAUCCGGCCGGCCCUGGAAGCUGCGCAGCAGGCAGGCAUUCCUGUGGUCAAUAUUGAUACUUCUGUAUUUGAUCAGGAGCUGGUGGAGACCGAGGUUAUUUCCGAUAAUUUUCUGGCUGGUGUACAGGCGGGAGAAAACCUGGUAGAGGCUCUGGCCGGCUCCGGCGAUAUCGGAAUUAUUAAUUUAUCUGUUAAUGUAGUGGUUCAGGAACGUGUCAGGGGUUUUCUCAGCGUGAUUGAGCAGUAUCCGGAUAUUCAGGUGGUCGCGGAUCUGGAUGGCAAUGGCAGUGUAGAGGCCGCCCUUCCCUUGAUGGAAGCGAUGCUGGAGUCGAAUCCUGAGAUUAAAGGUGUUUUUGGUAUCAAUGAUCCAACCAGUCUGGGUGCCAUUGCAGCCCUGGAGAGUGCGGGCCGGACCGAUGUCGCUGUCGUUUCUGUUGACGGUGCCAAAGAUGCCAUUCACGCGAUUCAGGAAGGGCAGAUGCUGGGAACAGCGGCGCAGUUCCCUUCCAGAAUUGCCAGCGAAAGUAUGAAGCAGGCCUAUAAAAUCCUGAAUGGUGAGAGUGUGGAGCAUACGGUUGUCGUUCCGGUUGAAUGGAUCCAUAAAGGAAAUGUAGAAAGUUACACUCCGUAUUGA
Messenger RNA from Saccostrea echinata, 945 nucleotides. Its product is annotated as ribose import binding protein RbsB-like. Bases 1 to 945 code for a protein of 314 amino acids. The record is from RefSeq and is a predicted model, not a curated record. The transcript has a single exon. Lineage: Eukaryota; Metazoa; Mollusca; Bivalvia; Ostreida; Ostreidae.